Molecule: messenger RNA, 1741 nt
Organism: Armigeres subalbatus
Lineage: Eukaryota; Metazoa; Arthropoda; Insecta; Diptera; Culicidae
Exons: 4
Coding region: 256-1698 (480 amino acids)
Source: RefSeq, a predicted model, not a curated record
GGUUGUUGAAUCCGUUAAAUUGAAUCUAGAACAAGGCAAACGAGCAAGAAAGUAGCGACAAAUGCAGUGGGUUGGAAAAGCUAGCGAGACAUGCAGCAUGAUUUUCACAGACUGCAUACGGUGGAUGUCACAAAUUACUUUUGCUUGUGGAACUGUUAGAGACUAGUUAGGUGGAUUUUUCCACUAAGUGACGAGUGCAUCAUUUAGUUGCAGUGAGCUGAUCCGAACGGACGGUAUACAAAUCGGUUAGUGGAAAUGAAACUUUUAUUCGCGAUGGUUGCGUUUGGUUUGUUCAUUGGAGAGUGCAGUGCAAAAGGAAUGGAACCGAGUGUUUUUACUAUCGAUAUGAAUGACAUUCUGAACGAAAAACUAAUGCCAGCUAGCUUUUUGAUGUUGGAAGGACCAGAAAAUCCCGAAGACCUUGUCGCAGAGAGUAGAAAUGAGGCGGAUGCUGUGAAUCCUACAAGUGGUUUGGUGAAUUUGACUCGAGAGGAUGGUACGUUUGGGACGGCGUACUCAACCAUGGGGUUUCAUAGGAAAAUGAUCAACAGCUACCUAUGCAACGGAUUUGUCGCCAAUCAAAUAAUGUCGGAGGUGAUACCAGGCGCGAUCGGAAUAUCUAGACGAGUUGGAACCGGUCUGAUGGUUACCGACAGCAUUAACCCAUCAUCCAAGGAUACGAUGCUUUAUGACCAAGGCUCAUCUGGUUACGUCGAUUGGUUAUCGAAAUCUACAACAUUGGAUGAUAUCUACCGUAACUACCUUUCGCCCUCAAUGUCCGUCAACAGCACUGAUCACUCCAAUCAUCGCGCGGAUUUAUCCCAACCCAUCUCAAAACCCAGAGUCGGAGUGGACGAAUACUUCGAUGAAGGAGUCAUCACAGGAUACGCGGUGCAUCAUCCCGAUCCACAAACUAUGCAACAAGCUCAGCUGCCCUAUCAAGGAGGCCACAACCCCUACCAGCAUCAUCGAUCUUCCUACAACCCGAACCAUUUCCAACAUUCGAAUUCACCACCAGCGUUUGCGCCACAGCCUGCUGCGAGUCACACUCACAACCAGUAUGAACUCCUGCAGGGUGAAACUCCAUACAACGAAGCCCGCGGAGACUACUCCUAUCACACGUCAAUCGGGAUCGAGGAGAAAACCAUCGGCAAGGGACUGGGCCUGAAAGACUUAUUCGAUAUUGCCCUUACCACGUUGGCGUUCCUCUCGUUUGGGAUGUUCAUUCUGCAGGUGAUCAUGUGCAUAACGAUGACCAAAACGGAUGCCAACAUGAUGAUGAUUCCGGUCGAUACGGAUGUAGACGGAGAUGGGGCCGUGGAGGUACGGAGGAGAACGGCUCGAUCCUUGCUGGAUAUGGAUAGCGCCAGGUUGAGGGAAAUAAACCAGAUCGCUCGAAGGGUGCUCGACUCGAUGGAUGCGGCGCUUUACGCUAGGCAGGACGAGGGACAAUGCGUGCAGCGGGUUAUUUGCGAGGGACAGCGGAUGUCGAAGGAGCUGAAGUACACCAGAGGAUAUUGGAUCUCUAUGUGGAAUUUGGGAAUAAGCUGGUUGGCUGGAAAUAUGGUAGAUCCAAAUACCAGUUCAGGAGCAAUACUCGGCUGCCUAAGGGCUAUGUUAGUUGGAUUGGGGGGAGGAAAAUGUGACAAGGUAUAUGCCUGUACAAAGCCUCAGAGUACGGGUUCAAUUAAGUUCUAAUUCAUUUAAUAUUGAUGUGAUUUCAUAUAUUUUGACAAAUAAA